CGAGAGUAAUGAAAACAGCAUAAGACCAUGAGCAAAUUAGAAUCAUCGCCAACCACCCAAAUCUCCUCACAGCAGUCUAAACUAAAAGCAGAGGAGAACAAGAAGAAAAAGCCGCCACCGCAAUACAAUCCUCGUUGGAAGGGGUACUGUUUAAUAUUGAUUUCAUCGCUCAUUAAUUUGAGUUCUAUCAGCAACAUCGAUCAACAGAGUGACUUUUCCGGAGAAUGGGGAUUCUGUUUAUGCUUUGGAGUCUUUUCCUUCGUCUUCGCUCUCUUAAUCCUAAUACUGGAUCGGACACAAUGCGGAGUUGAAACCUUUAGCUUCACCAAAGCGAUGGAUGGGAAACUUGAAGGAUAUGUAUUGCUUUUUGUUAGCUUGUGGUGGCUCGUGGGAGUUGCGUACAUAACGCAAGUGAACGGCAUUGCAUACAAGGCAAACAACAUCUACUUUUCGUCAUGGUUAGUUCCGGCUUCUUGCGCCUAUACACUCAACAAGUGGUCAACGGAGAAGGACGUUCUGUCCUUUGCUGAGAUGACCGGGCUGAGUGCAACACUAAAAAGCUGGUACAUUUUGUUUCUAUCAUCGGUAGUUUCUUUGGGCUCGUCAAUUGACAUGCUGUUGCACCUUUACUCAAUAAAGCAGGACCAAGCCAUAGCUGGUGUCGUAAUUGGGAUUGUUUCGACAUGUCUAUCAAUUGGUUGGAUCUGUGUGCACUAUAAAUUUAUUGAGUUUUUCAAGCAGGGAGGCUGGCAGGAAUUGUCAUGUUGCGUGGUCUUGAUUGUCCUGUGGAUCAUUGGUGUUUCUAUAAUUACACAAGAAGGCGGAAUUGGGUCCACACUCGGGGGCUCUGGAUGUCGGAAUAUUGACAACCAGUUAUACGGGAUCCAAAUAACAGAAUUGGAGAACUGCACCAUUUCGUUGGUGGGCAGCGAUCAAGAGCGCCUCACGUACAAUUGCUACGACACCAUCAAUCGCUCCAUUCCCGGAUCAAAUUUAUAUUUUUCCGUUUGGUGCUGUCUCGGAGCCACGCUGAACAUUGCGUUGCGGUGGAAGGCUCAGCAAGCUCUGCAAUUCGCACAGGCACAGAAUGAACGGCUCAUGGACAAGGCCAAGAUUUCAUCCGGUGACGGCGAGGACGGUGCCAGCGACGGCGAAGACUUGGAAGAUUUCGAAGAUGCCGACGAUUACUGA
Phaeodactylum tricornutum CCAP 1055/1 is the source of this 1191-nucleotide messenger RNA. RefSeq lists its product with no specific name. The record is from RefSeq and is a predicted model, not a curated record. Bases 28 to 1191 code for a protein of 387 amino acids. The transcript is spliced from 2 exons. Lineage: Eukaryota; Bacillariophyta; Bacillariophyceae; Surirellales; Neidiaceae.